CGAAAAAAAAUUCAUGGAAGCGAUGUUGAGAUAGGACACUAGAGAGUUGGGCUAUUUGUAUUCUCAGCUAUGUCUUCCAAACACCCGUUUUCUCCAGCCAUCGCAGGAAAAGGUACUCCUGACUUCGGGGUGGUUGUUGAUGUGGACCAGCAGGUGUGGAUCUUUCGUGAUCAGGCCCUUGUGUCAGUUCCACAAAACUACACUGUAACUCCAGUUACUGUGACUAUCCUCCCAUGCAAGUACCCAGAGUCACUUGAACAGGGCAAAGGGAUUCCCAUUUACUUGGGAAUUCAGAAUCCAGAUAAAUGCCUGUGUUGUAAGGAAGUUAAUGGACAUCCCACUUUGCUGCUGAAGGAAGAGAAGAUUUUGGAUUUGUACCACCAUCCUAAGCCAAUGAAGCCAUUCUUGUUUUACCAUACCCGAACAAGUGGAAUGUCCACCUUUGAGUCAGUGGCUUUCCCUGGGAGUUUUAUUGCCUCCUCUGGGACUGGCAGACCCAUCUUCCUCACAUCAAAAAAGUGGGAACAUUACAACAUUAACUUCAAUUUAGAUAUAAAGUCUUGA
Molecule: messenger RNA, 564 nt
Organism: Grammomys surdaster
Lineage: Eukaryota; Metazoa; Chordata; Mammalia; Rodentia; Muridae
Product: interleukin-36 gamma-like
Exons: 4
Coding region: 70-564 (164 amino acids)
Biological process (GO): inflammatory response to antigenic stimulus; cellular response to lipopolysaccharide; cytokine-mediated signaling pathway
Molecular function (GO): cytokine activity
Source: RefSeq, a predicted model, not a curated record